CUCAACGCCAUCAGCCUUUAUGGGGGGAGCCAUAUAGUGUCUGAAAGCAGUUUCAGAAGUUUACUUAGUGGUGCGCUAUUACUGCCAUAGACAUACAACACACUGUUCAUCCCUAUUCUGAUUCACGAUGCAACCGCUGUUUCUUCUCCUCAUCUGUGUCUGGGUGGUGAGAGGCUCCACUGCAAUGUCCAUAUCGAGUGCUGGAUGUGGGAUUGAGAAAGUCUGCUUCAACCAACCUGCCGACUGCGACCCUGCUGCUGACCCGACCUGCUACUUUAUGUCGGUCAUGUCAUCGCCCAACACUUCAGCAAUCACUAUUGAGCUCCAGGGUCAGGCAAACGGCUACAUCUCGUUUGGGUUUUCAGAUGACCAGCUGAUGGGGAACGAUGACAUCUACAUUUGCGGCACUGACGGCAAUGGUACUGUCCAAGUUCAACGCGCCUUCUCCACUGGGAGAGGUAGACCAACAAUCCUCUCACUGGGUAAUGUUUCAGAUAUUACAGCAUCAAUGAUGGAUGGAGUGAUCAGCUGUUCUUUCAUUUCACAAAACCCCAUCAGCACUGUGAGGGCCUCUGAACAGAACAGCACUUACUUCCUCUUGUUUGCCUACGGCUCCAGUAGUGAUGGUUUAAUCCAGUAUCAUGGUAGUAAUACAUUUGUCAGCAGUUCCAGAGUGGAUAUAUUCAACCCACAGAUCCUGGCAAGUGCUCCACGGCAUCAGAUCAUUAAAGCCCAUGGCUCACUUAUGCUGAUUGCAUGGAUGACCACUGCUAGCUUAGGCAUGAUCUCUGCACGUUAUUUGAAAGCAGUCACCAAGGGAAGAGGCUGCUGUGGCAAAGACUUCUGGUUCUUGGCACACGUGUCUUUAAUGUCCUUAUCUGUUGUUAUGACCGCUGCUUCAUUCAUCCUGGUGUUUGUGCACAAGAGAAGUUGGAGUGGGGGGGCUCACCCAGUAUUAGGAUGCAUAGUCAUGAUCCUCAGCCUGAUCCAGCCAAUCGUAGCUGCAUUCCGCUGUGCACCUCAACACGAAAGGAGAUUCAUUUUCAAUUGGCUACAUGCUCUCAAUGCUGUGGUCAUUAAGGUUCUUGCAGUGGCAGCCAUAUUCACCGGAUUGUUGCUAUUUGAUGACUCUCGGAUCCAGUGGCUUGUCAAGGUGAUGGGAGCAUUUGUCGGCUGGGAGGUGCUCUUUUACAUCAUUCAAGAUGCUUACAAGUGGUUGAGGAGAAAAGGUGAAGACGAACCCGCUGUUGAACUGGUUGGUACAGAAAUUAUUCUUGUGGUUCUGUUCUUCCUUGGGAACUUGGCAUUCUUGCUGGCACUCCUGAUUGGAAUUGGCACGGCAUAGAGUUUAGAGUUUCUACAUAUGUACAUACAUUUAGUUUUAUCAGAUAUUUAAUUAGUAGAGUUCACUGUAAAAUAAAAUAUGCUAAACACUCUACACUCGCCAUGCUGGUGUAUGAUACAGUAACCUAGUGCCUCCACUGGCUGGCGUGAUAUAAGCUGAUAGCUGUGCUGCUUUCUGAUGAAAUACUAUAAGUAUUAAACUAAAUAUGAAUACUAAAUAAUAAUUAAUAGUUUUUAGUAGGCUAAUUUAGUCAAUGAGCGAGAAUGUCUGAAUGUUUGCUAAAAACAUCUAGUACUGAACGUCAUUGUACCAUCAUAUUAAUUUCAUACUUUUGUAAAAUCGUACUGUAUAUUUCCAUGUUAUUAAAGGGAUUCUCUGUCCAAAAUAAAAAAAAAAUAA
Molecule: messenger RNA, 1744 nt
Organism: Colossoma macropomum (tambaqui)
Lineage: Eukaryota; Metazoa; Chordata; Actinopteri; Characiformes; Serrasalmidae
Product: putative ferric-chelate reductase 1
Exons: 13
Coding region: 128-1345 (405 amino acids)
Molecular function (GO): oxidoreductase activity, acting on metal ions
Source: RefSeq, a predicted model, not a curated record